AUGUCGGAUACUGGGGCUUCAAACAAAGCCGACCAUCUCUGUGUACUGGUGCAUGGCCUGUGGGGUAAGCCAUCGCACCUUGACUACAUGGUAGCGGCGCUUAAGGAGAAAUAUGGAGAAGACCAUCUUCACAUUCUUUGUCCAGAAGGAAACAGCGGCAACUUCACCUACGAUGGAAUCGAGGUGGGUGGCGAACGCGUGGUGCAUGAGAUCGAAGACACCCUCGAAACAUUGGAAAACAAAGGGCAGAAGAUUACAAAAAUCAGCGUUGUUGGCUACUCUCUGGGAGGUCUGGUUGCUCGAUAUGCCAUUGGUUUGCUUCAAGCCCACGGAUGGCUGGAUAAAGUGGAACCCAUGAACUUCACUACAUUUGCCUCACCACAUAUCGGUGUGAGAACUCCCCUCAAGGGUGUAAGAGGACAGAUAUGGAAUGGAUUGGGACCACGACUGGUUUCUAUAUCGGGCCAGCAAUUGUUCAUGGUCGAUUCGUUCCGCGACACCGGGCGGCCCCUGCUUAGCAUCCUGGCCGACCCGGAGAGCAUUUUUAUCCAGGGAUUGAAGAGGUUUCAAAAUCGGAGUGUGUACGGCAAUGUUGUGAAUGACCGCACCACGGCAUUGUACACGACUUUGUUCACGAAAACGAAUCCCUUCCGGGACCUUGAAAAAAUAAAUAUCAAUUACGUCGAAGGUUAUGAGCAAGUUAUCGUUGACCCUGAUGAGUUCUUACUGCCGCUCACACCCAAGGAAACUGAGGAUUCUUCAUCCGAAACGUGGAAACAGACCAAAGAUUUUGUACAAAACAUGCCUUUUUACCUGCUUAUUUUGCUGUUGCUUCCUCCCGCUUCCACACUAUUCUGCAUCAAUGCUGCGAUUCAAACAUUCCGCAGCCAGAAAAGAAUUCGCCUGCAUGUGGAGGGCAAAAACGGUGCACUGUUUGGGAAGUACAAGGUACCUCUACUGGUGCGGGAUAUGCAACAAGUUAUGGACGAAGUCUUUGAGAAUGCCAAUGCUCGCGAAGAGCCUGCCUAUCUCUCGGGCUCUGACGGAGGGGGAUCGAAGCCGACUGGGUUUAAUUCAGACCCCUCGGCAGAUUCCCAACCUCCACCUAUUAGCCACGCACUAUCCAAAUUCCCGAAGCUUGCUCUAACGUCUGAUCAAUUCGACAUUAUUGAUUCUUUGAAUGAUGUGGGAUUCCGGAAAUAUCCCGUUUAUAUUCACAAACACCGACACACCCAUGCAGCUAUCAUUGUUCGAAUUCAAAAGGAAAGUUUCAACGAAGGCAAACUGGUCAUGAAACACUGGCUUGACAGUGGUUUCAUUGUAUGA
Penicillium pulvis is the source of this 1326-nucleotide messenger RNA. Its product is annotated as lipase ROG1 family protein. Gene Ontology annotation, molecular function: monoacylglycerol lipase activity. NCBI's taxonomy places the organism in Eukaryota, Fungi, Ascomycota, Eurotiomycetes, Eurotiales, Aspergillaceae. Bases 1 to 1326 code for a protein of 441 amino acids. The transcript is spliced from 3 exons. The record is from RefSeq and is a predicted model, not a curated record.